Myiozetetes cayanensis is the source of this 1020-nucleotide messenger RNA. RefSeq names its product inositol 1,4,5-trisphosphate receptor-interacting protein-like 1. The transcript has 2 exons. Bases 1 to 1020 code for a protein of 339 amino acids. Gene Ontology annotation, cellular component: membrane. Lineage: Eukaryota; Metazoa; Chordata; Aves; Passeriformes; Tyrannidae. The record is from RefSeq and is a predicted model, not a curated record.
AUGUCUUUGAGACUCGCGUUCGUCCUGGCUCUGCUGGCCAUGGGGCCCACAAUUUUUUGCCAUGACGUGAAGACGGAGAAAGAGAUGCUGAAGCAUGAGGAAUUGCUGCGAAAUAAGAUGACUCAGAUGCUGGAGGAGGUUGAGGGGAGCACGGGCACGGUGGAAGGCCUGCUUCCUUCUUGCCUGCAGCAGCAUUGGCUGGUUUGGGGUCCUGCAGCAGCAGAAGUGGUGCUGCUCGCUUGGCGCUGCUGGCUAGCCAGGAGAAGGAAGCGUGCCUCUGCCAGCUGCAGGGAGCAGGAGAGAUGCAGCCCCCAGAAUCAAGGCAAGGAGCAGCAGAAGAAACUCCACUGGCUGUCCAGGAGAAGGCAGUGUGCCUCUGCCAGUGUCAGCUCCUUGGCUGUGCCAACCCCCUCACCAGUGGACCCAGUUAAGCCAAACCUGCCCAGCAAGUGCAAGCUCCUGAAGGAGCUGGUGGGGGAACUCCUGGAUGUCUGCCGAGCGCUUUCCAAGACCAACUUCACGCCGGAGCUGCAGGCAUCUCCAGGGACAGACAGCCCUUCCGAAGCCUGGAGCAUCGACCAGAACAGCAUCAACUACUGCCUGCUGGUGAUCCUGCGACCACCCUAUGGGCACUUCUUCUUCCUGGGCACCACGGAGCAGCUGCCAGCAAGUCACUCCCGCAUCCGUGUGCUGCUGGAGUGCACGUGCUGGAGGAAGCAGCUGCUGGGGGAUAUGUCCUGUUUGCUCCACCCCACUGGCAAGGAUCGCAGCUUGAACCUGCGGGACAUCCUGUGCACAGGCAACUACCUGGAUGUGGAGAAAGUCGCCCACUGGCUGCAAACGUUGGUGGCAUCAGCCUGGCUGCUUUUGCCUGCCUCGCAGCACUGCCAGCUCACGGUGCUGCCCUCCUGCCGGUCCUGCAGGUUCCAGCUGACAGGCAUGCCAGGCAGGCAGAUCACCACGGAGAUGGUGUUUGCAGUGGAGCAGGGGAGCUCAGGCGCCUACGUGUGCCUCGAGUAG